GCAACUGCCCUUGUCUGCUGCUCCUGCGGCCGUUGGUGGAACACUGGUGGAGCAGCACUGGAGCAGCAGCUGCAGCAUCUGCUCCUGGCUGUCCCUCAGCAGCCACCUUCUGCACUCAGCGCCAUAGCUGGCCUCUGCAGCGACAUCCUCAUCUCCUCGUCUGCCGCCAGGCAUCCCCACAGCACUUUGGCACUGUGCAAGGUGGAAAGGAGAGGCACAAUGAAAAGGAAAGUGAGAGCCCACACUGAGCCACACAUCAAUGUUGGCAGUGACUUUCAGGCCGAGCUCCCCGAGCUGCAGACCGGGCCGCCAAGUGAGGCUGAAGAGCCUGCAACCCUGGUCUGGAAGCCCUUGGAGGAAGACGACCCUGACCUGGAUAAACCGGACAGAGUCAGAGAACUGUUGGACAUGGCCAGCUCCCGUGGCCUUCCCGGGGCAGCAGCUCAGCUGGAGCUCGCCCUGCACUGCCUGCACCAGGCUCGCGGCAGCGUUCCGGAGGCUCUGGAGAUGUUGCUCUCGGGGGGGCCUUCAACAGCUCAAGGCCAUCCCUUGGCUGAUUAUCAUUACGCAGGCUCUGAUAGAUGGACACCUGAGGAGAAGGAGGCCUUCCAAAAGGCUUUCCACACCUACGGCAAGGAUUUCCAUCUCAUCCAGAAGCAGAUCCCGAGUAAGACCGUGGCACAGUGUGUGGAAUACUACUACUGCUGGAAAAAAGAGCAGAAACUUGCCAGCAGCACUCUUGCUCAGGGAGUUUGAAACAAUCAAGGAGAGGAACAAGCACAGAAGAAGACAUCGCCCACGCAAGGAUGCACAGCCUCUCCCCAAGAAGAAAAGGCCAAAUUAGCCCUGCAUUUGCCCCAGGCUAGCAAGAGUUAGGCGUCAAGAGGAUAGAUAGAAAUAAGAUUGUUUUUCAAGUUUUUAGGAUUGUUUAUUCUUCUAUUAGUUUACAUGAUAGUAAUCUCUCUGUUUAUUAGCUAAGAUAUAUAAGUAUUAUUCAAGAUGUAUCAGUAGUGUUAGAUUUAGCAAUAAAUGUAACAGGUUUGGUGUUUCUAUGCUUCAACUUUUCACAUUUUGUCUUUGUUGAGACACAAUCUGUUUUUAUCAUUAAACCAAAGUUUGCUCCA
Passer domesticus (house sparrow) is the source of this 1124-nucleotide messenger RNA. RefSeq names its product zinc finger protein 541-like. NCBI's taxonomy places the organism in Eukaryota, Metazoa, Chordata, Aves, Passeriformes, Passeridae. Gene Ontology annotation, biological process: negative regulation of DNA-templated transcription; regulation of transcription by RNA polymerase II. The coding region runs from base 220 to 756 and encodes 178 amino acids. The transcript is spliced from 8 exons. Gene Ontology annotation, molecular function: transcription corepressor activity. Gene Ontology annotation, cellular component: transcription regulator complex; histone deacetylase complex. The record is from RefSeq and is a predicted model, not a curated record.